Molecule: messenger RNA, 1324 nt
Organism: Carassius gibelio (silver crucian carp)
Lineage: Eukaryota; Metazoa; Chordata; Actinopteri; Cypriniformes; Cyprinidae
Gene: gpx1a
Product: glutathione peroxidase 1a
Exons: 2
Biological process (GO): response to hydrogen peroxide; glutathione metabolic process; response to selenium ion
Cellular component (GO): mitochondrion; cytosol
Molecular function (GO): glutathione peroxidase activity
Source: RefSeq, a predicted model, not a curated record
CUGUGACUCAAGGUUUAUUUCAAGGUUCAACUGAAGGUUUGUUGGUAAAACAUCACUUUACGCUUCGAUCUUCGCAGUAAACGGCGUGUUAGAUGAUGGCAGGGGCCGCGAAGAAGUUUUAUGAUCUGUCCGCCAAACUUUUGACAGGGGAAAUCCUGAAUUUUUCGUCUCUCAAAGGUAAAGUGGUGCUUAUUGAAAAUGUGGCGUCGCUUUGAGGCACAACAGUCAGGGAUUACACCCAGAUGAACGAGCUCCACAGCCGCUACGCUGAUCAGGGGCUCGUGGUCCUGGGCGCUCCCUGCAACCAGUUCGGACAUCAGGAGAACACCAAGAAUGAUGAAAUUCUGCUGUCUCUGAAGUACGUCCGUCCUGGAAAUGGCUUCGAGCCAAAUUUCCAGCUUCUGGAGAAGCUGGAAGUGAACGGUGUGAACGCCCACCCUCUGUUUGUGUUCCUCAAGGAGAAGCUGCCUCAGCCCAGUGACGACUCCGUGUCCUUGAUGGGGGAUCCCAAAUUCAUCAUCUGGAGUCCGGUGAACAGGAAUGACAUCUCCUGGAACUUUGAGAAGUUCCUCAUCGGCCCGGACGGAGAACCGUUCAAGAGAUACAGCAGAAGGUUCCUCACCAUCGACAUUGAAGCAGAUAUCAAAGAGCUUCUGAAGAGGGCGAAAUAAACCUGGCAUUCUCCUGGUGUUGUGGCCAUGUGAGAUAGACCGUCCAUUUCAUAUCACUUGCAGUUGUUGUUUGAUAUAAGCCGACUGUGCAGACAUGAUUAAAGUGCGGCUAAUUUUUAAACCGUUUACUUAAUGAAGAUGCUUCCUAAAACCUUUCUGAGGGAAGCUUCUGAUGUAACUGUAAAUGUUUAUUAUAAUAGUAGUAAUUCAUCCAUGAACUGCACAGCUAAGGAUUUAUCUUUCAACUGUUAACCGAAACAAUAAAAAAAAUAUUUAAAAAAUGUUCUGUUCCUUAUUUCUGUUUGCGACACUGAACAAAAAAGCAGAAGCAGUUUAUAAUUCAAACCUCAGCCUUACACUUUCACUUCCACAUUUUAAAUUUAUUUUAGAUCACAUGUUACAAUUUGCCCCUUGGCCUCUAACUUCUACCUAAAUAACCUUCGUUUUAAUCAUCAGCAUGAUACUGAAUCCAGUUUAGAUUUUGCUUUGUCAUGCUGACACUGCGCAUACGCUGAAAAAAACUAUCCACAGUGCAAGUGAUGUUUUGUCAUACUUGUGUCAUAUGCUUAUGUAGUCAUUUACCUAAUUAAAAUGACACAGACUUGUUAUUUUGAGAUUAUAUUUAAAUGAAGCAUCAUACUGUAUAUAGAUAU